Haemonchus placei is the source of this 495-nucleotide messenger RNA. The record is from the annotation of a GenBank genome assembly. Lineage: Eukaryota; Metazoa; Nematoda; Chromadorea; Rhabditida; Trichostrongylidae.
AUGGAGUCUCCGGCUUGGAUGUUUACCAAAGCGUUAUCACACCGUCAAAAAGUGUGUCGUCUCUACAAAAAAGCUCUACGAGAGGUCGACAAUUGGUAUGGAGGUGACUGCUUGGAAGUACGUUAUCAAAAAGUGAUCAUGCGAGCUAGAUUUGAUGCAAACAAGGAUGAGAAGGACACUCGCAAAAGCCAAUAUCUUCUUGCCGAUGGUUGCCGACAGCUAUGGGAAAAACGGCAUUUCAAACCCUUCCGAUAUGCUCUGGAUCCUGGAGGCAGUAGCUACGAUCGCGAUCGUGAAUCUCCCGAUGUUAUUCUCGAUCAUGAACAGUGGACUCUACCUGAGAAGGAACAAUUCCCAUAUUAUUUCAACAGACGUGAACAGCGAAAGAAGGAAUUGCUCAGUCAUUGGACGAAAAUCGAGAAAGCUUGGGACGAUCAGAUCGCUGCUAUCCAGACGACUCUUCCGAAGGAAAAGCCCACGACUAAAGAACUUUAG